AUUUCACAAGCUGGAAAAAUGGCGGAAACCGUUUUACGACGUCCUGCAGGCUUACGAAAAUGCCUCGGUGCUGCUCCCCGCCUUCUACAACACCCGCAACACGGACGUCUCCAUCCGGGUCAAGUACGUCCUGGACGAUUUCGAGUCCCAGCAGGCCGUCUACUACUUCCACCCGCAGUAUCUCAUCAACGUCUCGCGCUAUUGGCUGAGCCAGGGCGUGCGGGCCAAGCGCGUCAGCACGGGCCUGAUCCUGGUGACGGCUGCCCUGGAGCUCUGCGAGGAAGUGCACCUUUUUGGAUUCUGGGCGUUCCCCAUGAACCCUUCAGGGAUCUUCAUCACCCACCAUUACUACGACAACGUCAAACCUCGGCCGGGUUUCCACGCCAUGCCUUCGGAAAUCUUCAACUUCCUCCAUAUGCACAGCAAAGGGAUCCUGCGGGUACACACGGGCACCUGCAGCUGAUGGCAGACGGCGAGCUUCACUUUGUCCGUGCACUGUGUAGAGGAAAAGGAGGAGGAGAAGGCGAAGUACGUGGGAGCUCUGUGUCUGAGAACCAAGUCCUGGCACUGUUUCGGAGGCGGGAGGAGUCACCCCAGAGUGACUUCCCCUCUCUUGAAUGUCUCAUGUUUAAAACGAUCUCGCGAAAGGGUCAUUCGGUGGGUAAGUUUCCCACGCCACGCUGGAAAAGAAACCCGCUUGUGGCUGUGUGGAUUGGCCGUGGAUC
This is a messenger RNA of Gekko japonicus, 725 nucleotides long. Its product is annotated as alpha-2,8-sialyltransferase 8E. The record is from RefSeq and is a predicted model, not a curated record. Gene Ontology annotation, molecular function: alpha-N-acetylneuraminate alpha-2,8-sialyltransferase activity. Gene Ontology annotation, biological process: oligosaccharide metabolic process; N-glycan processing. The annotation marks the transcript as partial. The transcript has a single exon. NCBI's taxonomy places the organism in Eukaryota, Metazoa, Chordata, Lepidosauria, Squamata, Gekkonidae.